AUGGGGCACUCUGACCGAUAUGACACAGCCCCCGGAGCCCAGAUUGGCACCGCUUUCCUGGGAACACAGGCCCCCAUGCCCUCAGGAUCACCAUCUGAGAGUGCCACCUGGGAGAAGGACUCCCAAGCUGUGAGGUACUAAAAUUUGCAGAAACCAAGAUAGGCCGCGCUGAAGGCUGGCCUGUGAGACAAGGAGGAAGGUGGCUGGUUCAAGUAUGGCCUUCAGCGUAAAAGAUCGGAAGUUUACCCCAUUUACCACACUCCUCUCUGCGCCGGCUUCUCUGACCCGGGCAACGUGGACAAGGCUCUGAAAUACCUGGAGGACAGCCGGAUCCUCACCUACCAGAAGACAGGCCAGCAGUGGGACUUCCCCAAUGCCUGCCCCCUGCAGGACCUGCUCAUCAGAGGUCUGGUCAAGUCUCCUUCAGCCAGGGCCCAGGAAGUGGCUUUCCAGCUGGCCCAGAAUUGGAUCCGAACCAACUGUGACAUCUACUCCAAAAAGUCAGCCAUGUAUCCCCAGUAUGAUGUCAGCAACGGCGGACCACCAGGUGGUGGAGGGGAGUAUGAAGUUCAGGAGGGGUUUGGCUGGACCAAUGGUGUGGUCCUGAUGCUCCUGGACCGCUAUGGUGACCGGCUGAGCUCGGGGACCCACACAGCUUUCCUGGAGCCCCACUGCCUUGCAGCUGCCCUUCUGCUUAGCCUCCCGCUCAGCCUCCUGCCUCAGUGA
Kogia breviceps (pygmy sperm whale) is the source of this 726-nucleotide messenger RNA. It is a transcript of the gene TREH, whose product is annotated as trehalase. The record is from RefSeq and is a predicted model, not a curated record. Lineage: Eukaryota; Metazoa; Chordata; Mammalia; Artiodactyla; Physeteridae. Gene Ontology annotation, biological process: trehalose catabolic process. Gene Ontology annotation, molecular function: alpha,alpha-trehalase activity.